Messenger RNA from Effrenium voratum, 3059 nucleotides. NCBI's taxonomy places the organism in Eukaryota, Dinophyceae, Suessiales, Symbiodiniaceae. The record is from the annotation of a GenBank genome assembly.
CGCAGCGUUCACUCAGCCAAGCAUUGGCUGCAACCCCCAUGGCGGGCCAGCCGCGACCUUGAGUCCAAGGCGCGGCCGAAUGGCCUCCAAGGGCUCCGGAGCCAAAGGCCAAGUCAUGCCGGGCAAAAGCUCGUCCCGUGGCUUCAGCCGGCCCAGCAGCCGCGCGGACGAGGCGCGGCUUUCCGGCGCCGGGCGCUUCGUGGUGGGCCGCAGCGACGCGCUGAAGUCGGCCUACUGCGGCGACAAGGGCAACGUGUCCCGCUGCGCCUCGGUGCCCUGGAGCGUGCUGCUGGACAAGGUGGACACCGGCUGCUUCAGGGACAGCCCCAAGAACCCCGUCUUCGAGGGCUACGAAGAAAGCAGCUGGCUGUGCGAGGUGAACUGCUCUCUGGGCUCGGUGCAGGCUGAGAAGCCGGAUGCUCUGCGACAGUGGUACCUGCGAUGGCAGCAGCAGCAGCGGACGAUGCAAACCAAGGGCCCUGUGACUUCAUCGAUUCAACUGAAGCCUACCCGUGUGAAGGGCCUGGAUGCGCCCAAGCAGGAGUGGUGCAGGCUGAGCAUCAAGUCCAGACGGACCAUCCAGCAGUGGAUUUCAGGAGACAUUGGGGGCCGGCAUUGCCUGAUGCUGUUGGAGCACGAUGCUGCCAUUGACUUCUUCAUCUCCCCGCUAGAUCACAAGGAAAUGUCAGCGUCCGACGUGGGCUCUGGCGGUGCGCUGUGCGCGCUGUCUGGCCUUCCACUAGAAGCCGAGGGCAGCAGGGAAGGAGGUUGGCUUUAUAGAGAAGUCUUUGCCAAGAGUCCAGUGGAUGUCUUGGACGACGCGCUGCAUGCGGCACUGGAUGGAGGUGCUGGAGAUGUCAAAAGCCAGAGUGCAGAUCAGGUGAAUCUGGCCUUGCGGCGGCUGGCCAUGUCUGCGCAAGCCAGCGGUAUGCAAUCCCUCCUCGCCAGCCGAAGGGAGCCAGAUGGGCCCAGAUGCUCUGACGAGUACAUGAGGAUUCAGGUGUGGCUGGAAGUGGUCCGGCACCAUGUGGCCGAGCAAGCAAAAGGACAGGCUGUGCUCGUCGCCAACGCGAGGUCCAAGGCACGCCCAAAGCGGCUGCCAAGCGAAGUGAGCAACCAGCUCUGGGAUGACAGGCAGUUCCUCAAAGAUUUGGAGAAGCCAGACUCGGAGAUCAAAGCAACAGCUGCGCGAAUGAACUUCGAGCAACUCUGCAGGCAGAACCAGUCGAUGGAGACCUACAUGAUGCGCGUGGUGCGCCAGCGGGAUUACUUGAAGCACAUGAUGAGCCUGGCAGACGAGUGCGCUUCUUACGGCGUGCUGGGCCUGGAAGGCCCCGGUGCCACACACGACGAGAUCAAGAAAGCGUAUCGCGCGCUGGCCCUCAAGGAGCAUCCAGACAAGGCUGGCAUUGAGAACAAGGAGAGGUUCCAGGAGAUCCAGGAGGCCUACGCGGCGGUGCUGAAGCGCAGCAAGUCGGAUGGUCAAGGGAAAGGAGAGGCGCCACAGAACACCUCCCUGCCGGCCAACGGCUUCACCAAGGAAGCCGUCCUCUUCGCUGAGCAGGUCAAGGAUGCCGCAGACGAGGUGGCGGCGCUGGCCUGCCGUUCCAACCAUUUGUGCACCAGGGCGGUGGAAGCGCGCGGCCAGCAGAAGCGGGCGGCGCUGCGGGAGCUGAUGGACGUGACCCGCUGCGGGGCCAAGAUGCUGCAGAGCUGCGGGGCCCUGAUGCGGCAGCUGCGGACCGGCAGCUGCGAGGUGGCCUGCGCCGCCGUGCAGGCGCUGCAGGAGUACGGGUCCUGGGCCGCCAGCAUCAUGUCGGGCGUGGGCCUCGAAGAGCGGGGGGACGUGGUGAAGGCGGCUGGCCUGUCCUGCGCCAUCACGGCGGACCACCUGGACGAGAUGGCGGCGAACGACGAGAAUAUGGUUUGCAUGCUGGAGAACCCCGAGUGCUCCAUCGACCAGGGCAGCGCCAUCCGGGUGCUCAGCGAGAGCCUGGGGCGCACGGCCACGGUGGUGCGCUGCGCCGCGGACAAGGCGAUCUGCGUGGCCAACGGGGCCUUAGAGCUGGGCUGCAGCCUGGCGAUGCUGGACCAGGAGCGCCGCAAAGAGAAGGCCAAGGAGGCCAAGGACACCGUGGUGGGCGAGCCGCCCUCGCCUCCUCCGCCGGCUUCCGCGUCUGGCCUCGGCAGCGAGUCCCCUCUGCCAAAGACGCGGCGAAGCUGCGCUGCCCGAGCGCCGCGAGAGGAAGAGGAGGAGGAGGAAGAGGAGGAGCCGAAAGCUUCACUUAAGGAGGAGGAAGCAGAUGGACAGCCGAAGCAGGCCAAGCUGCUGAUUCGGAACCUGCGAUGGCUGGAGAGCCUCAACAAAGAGGUGCUGGAGCUCCAGGGCAAGCUGAGGGCCGCCAUCCAUUCGGACAGUGGCAUGCUCAAGGGCAUCGCCCCAGAGCACAAGGGCGGCGUUUUUGACCUGGUGGGGCAGAUCCUCCAUGCUGCCAUCUCAGAGGCGACGGUUUCGGCCAAGGAUGAUGCAAUGUCAUCUAAGCAGGUGCUCGAGCAGUCGUUGGCUUUUGCACUGGCCUUGGAGCACACCCAGCAGGUCGCCGUGCCGGCGGAAGUGAAGACGCAAGUGAUGAAGCACGCUGCCCUGUUGGAUGUGGACUUGCUUUGUCAAAUCAUCGAGGGCCCCUUCCAGAAGCGCCUGGUGGCCGCCGGCGGCCGCCGCUCCGCCUCGCUGCCCUCGGCGCGGCCUCGGGCUUUGGCGCCAGGCGAGCCAAAGGAUAGCCGCGAGUCGUGGAUGAGCCUUGUUCAUUCCACUUGCGCACGCAUCACUUCAAGCUUGCGUGAUCCCCGGAAUGGAUGAAGCACGCUUCUCUUCAUCGAGCAGGGCAAGCUGCCAUGCUAACUGGGCACGCUACAGUGACAGUAGCAUCCUAGGUCCAAAAGUCGGGCUAAUGUAAUUUAAAGACCUCGCGGGAAUUCCCACCGCGGAACCAGCAAAGUUGGUCAAGGUGACGCAUGUCGCUAAUCUGGCGAUACUACAUUGCUCAUAUUGUUCGGAG